GACGGAGGGGAGAGGGGGGGGGGGGGGUCUGCCUCUGCCGCUGCCUCUUCCUCCUCCUCCUCUUCUUCUUCCUCGUCGAGGAAGUCCUCCGGUGUCCGCUUCGGGAGGAACUGCGGAGAAGGGAGGGAGGGGGGAGCGAGGGCGCCUGGAGCCCCGCCGGAGCCUGGCCGCGACCCCCGGGAGCCCCGCCGGCCUGUCUGGGCGCUGCCCUGGCCCCGCGCCCUCCCCGCGCGCCCUCCCCAUGGCCGAGGCGCGGUGGUGGUGGGCGAGGCCCGUGGUGUGAGCGGGGCGGGGGCCGGGCGGACCAUGCAGAAGGCGCUGCGCCUGAACGAGGGCCACGCGGGGCACCUGGGCCUGGUGGCCAAGAAGGAGGGCUCCCGCCGGGGCUUCCUGGCCAAGCGCAGCUCCGACAACACCAAAUGGCAGCCCCGCUGGUUCGCCCUCCUCCACAACAUGCUCUUCUACUUCGAGAGCGACGCCAGCGCCAGGCCGGCCGGGCUCUACCUCCUCGAGGGAUGCCUCUGCGACCGCGCCCCGGGGCCCAAGCCCAAGGACCCCCAGGACAAGCAGCACUACUUCACCGUCAACUUCAACCACGAGAACCAGAAGACGCUGGAGCUGCGGACCGAGGAUGCGAAGGACUGUGACGAAUGGGUGGCAGCCAUCAGCCACGCAAGCUAUAGGACUCUUGCGACGGAGCACGAAGCCUUAAUGCAGAAGUAUCUCCAUUUACUCCAGAUUGUGGAGACGGAGAAGACGGUUGCCAAGCAACUCAGGCAACAAAUUGAAGAUGGAGAAAUAGAGACGGAGCGCCUGAAGUCGGAGAUUGCGGCCUUAUUGAAGGACAACGAGCGCAUCCAGUCCAGCCAGACCAGCCCCCCAAAUGAGGAUGACGACGACAACGACAUCAAGAAGAUCAAGAAGGUCCAGAGCUUCCUGCGGGGCUGGCUCUGCCGUCGGAAGUGGAAGACCAUCAUCCAGGACUACAUCCGCUCCCCGCACGCCGACAGCAUGCGCAAGAGGAACCAGGUGGUCUUCAGCAUGCUGGAGGCCGAGGCCGAGUACGUCCAGCAGCUCCACAUCCUGGUCAACAACUUCCUGCGGCCCCUGAGGAUGGCGGCCAGCUCCAAGAAGCCCCCCAUCACCCACGACGACGUCAGCAGCAUCUUCCUCAACAGCGAAACCAUCAUGUUUUUGCACCAGAUCUUCUACCAGGGCCUGAAAGCACGCAUCUCCAGCUGGCCCACCUUGGUGUUGGCCGACCUCUUUGACAUCCUGCUGCCGAUGCUGAACAUCUACCAGGAGUUUGUCCGGAACCACCAGUACAGCCUCCAGAUCCUGGCCCACUGCAAGCAGAACCGGGACUUCGACAAGCUCUUGAAGCACUACGAGGCCAAGCCCGACUGCGAGGAGCGGACGCUGGAGACCUUCCUGACAUACCCCAUGUUCCAGAUUCCCAGGUACAUCUUGACGCUGCACGAGCUCCUGGCCCACACGCCCCACGAACACGUUGAGAGGAACAGCCUGGAUUACGCCAAGUCCAAGCUGGAAGAGCUCUCCAGGAUCAUGCACGAUGAAGUGAGUGAGACUGAAAACAUCCGGAAGAACCUGGCCAUCGAGCGGAUGAUUAUCGAAGGCUGUGAAAUCCUUCUGGACACCAGCCAGACAUUUGUGAGACAAGGCUCCCUGAUCCAAGUGCCGAUGUCCGAGAAGGGGAAGAUCACCCGCGGGCGCCUGGGCUCCCUCUCGCUGCGCAAGGAGGGCGAGCGGCAGUGCUUCCUCUUCUCCAAGCACCUGAUCAUCUGCACACGAGGCUCCGGCGGAAAGCUGCACCUGACCAAGAACGGCGUGACUUCCCUCAUCGACUGCACGCUGGUCGAAGACACAGAAAGCACGGACGAGGAUGCAAAAGGAUCUGGUCAAGAUAUCGACCACCUCGACUUCAAGAUUGUGGUGGAACCAAAAGACGGCCCUUCCUACACCUUGAUCCUAGUGGCCUCCUCCAGGCAAGAAAAGGCCGCUUGGACCAGUGACAUCAGCCAGUGCAUAGACAAUAUCCGGUGCAACGGCCUGAUGAUGAAUGCCUUUGAGGAGAACUCCAAAGUCACCGUUCCCCAAAUGAUCAAGUCGGACACCAGCCUGUACUGCGACGACGUGGACAUCCGCUUCAGCAAGACCAUGAACUCCUGCAAAGUGCUGCAGAUCCGCUACGCGAGUGUGGACCGGCUGCUGGAGAGGCUGACCGACCUGCGCUUCCUCAGCAUCGAUUUCCUCAACACCUUCCUCCACUCCUACCGGGUCUUCACCACGGCGGUGGUCGUCUUGGACAAGCUCAUCACCAUCUACAAGAAGCCCAUCAGCGCCAUCCCGGCCAGGUCCUUGGAGCUCCUGUUUGCCAACAGCCAGAACACCAAGCUCCUCUACGGCGAGCCGCCCAAGUCUCCGCGGGCCAACCGGAAGUUCUCCUCUCCGCCGCCGCUGUCCCUGACCAAGUCCUCGUCCCCGAGCCGCCGGAGGAAGCUCUCCCUGAACAUCCCCAUCAUCACGGGGGGCAAGGCCCUGGACCUGGCCGCCCUCAGCUGCUCCUCCAACGGCUACGCCAGCAUGUACUCCUCCUCCAUGUCGCCCUUCAGCAAAACCAGCCUCGACAUCAACAAGCUCUACGUCUCCAGCGGCGGCAGCGGGAGCCCCGUCACCACCACCACCACCAGCAACUACUCCGGCAAGGCCCCGCCGGACGAAGGGGAAGGUGCGGCCGAGAGGCCUGAGGACCUUCUCUCCACCAGCAGGUCGGGCGCAGAGAUGUCCGUCCAGGAAGAGUCCGACGGGGAUCCCAACCAGAGCGACGACGGGGAUGCAGAGACGUCUCCGAUCAAGUCUCCCACGACUCCCAAACCGGUCAAGAGCAAGAGCUCCUCAGAGUUCCCCUUGUUUGCCUACAACAACGGGGUGGUCAUGACGUCCUGCCGGGAGCUGGACGGCAGCCGCAGCGCCCUUUCCGCAGCCUCCGCCUUCGCCAUCGCCACCGCCGGAGCCAACGAAGGCACCCCAACCAAAGAGAAGUACCGCAGGAUGUCCUUGGCCAGCGCAGGUUUCCCUCCCGAUCAAAGGAAUGGCGACAAAGAGUUUGUGAUCCGAAGGGCGGCCACCAACCGAGUGCUGAAUGUCCUCCGGCACUGGGUCUCCAAGCAUGCCCAGGAUUUUGAAACAAACGAAGAGCUGAAAAGCAAAGUGAUCAGCUUUCUGGAGGAAGUGAUCCACGACCCGGAGCUCCUGACGCAAGAGCGAAAAGCCGCCGCCAACAUCAUAAGGACUUUGUCUCAGGAUGACCCUGGGGACAACCAGAUCACUUUAGAAGAGAUUUGGCACAUGGCUGCAGGAGUCAAAGCCGAGCCCUUCGAAAACCACUCGGCCUUGGAGAUCGCGGAGCAGCUCACCUUGCUGGACCACUUGGUCUUCAAGAGCAUCCCCUACGAGGAGUUCUUCGGCCAAGGCUGGAUGAAGGGCGAGAAGAACGAGCGGACCCCGUACAUCAUGCGGAACACCAAACACUUCAACGAUGUCAGCAACCUGAUUGCCUCCGAGAUCCUCCGCAACGAGGAGGUCACGGUCCGGGUCAGCACCAUUGAGAAGUGGGUGGCCGUGGCCGACAUCUGCCGCUGCCUCCACAACUACAACGCGGUGCUGGAGAUCACGUCCGCCUUCAACCGCAGCGCCCUUUUCCGCCUCAAGAAGACCUGGCUGAAGGUCUCCAAGCAGACAAAGGCACUGAUUGACAAGCUGCAGCGGCUGGUGUCUUCAGAGGGACGCUUCAAGAACCUACGGGAAGCCCUGAAAAACUGCGACCCGCCCUGCGUCCCUUACCUGGGCAUGUACCUGACGGACCUGGCCUUCAUCGAAGAGGGCACCCCGAAUUACACGGAGGACGGCCUGGUCAACUUCUCCAAGAUGAGGAUGAUUUCCCACAUCAUCCGAGAAAUCAGGCAGUUUCAGCAGACGGCCUACAAAAUCGAGCACCAAGCAAAGGUGACCCAGUACCUCCUGGACCAGUCGUUCGUGAUGGACGAGGAGAGUCUCUACGAAGCGUCUCUGCAGGUCGAGCCCAAGCUGCCCACCUGAGCCCCCAACGCAGAGGCCCAUCCUCUCUGGCCGUGGUGUACACACCUUGUAGCAUAUUGUACAUAAUCGCGGCUCUGUUCUGUUUCUUCCGGGGAGGGGUGGGGGGAGUCCGUGGCUGAGUCUCUGCUUCAUCUGUGCUUCUGUAAGAUCUGCCGCCCCAUUGCCCACCCCCCGCCGUUUGCCCUCGGACCCUUUUUGCUGGGAGACACGUCACACUAUGUAACGCGAUUUUUGUUCCGGGGUUAUCAAUGCCAUCUCCUAAUCGGAAACCUAAUCGGUCCGAUCAUAAAAACAUAGGAAAAGUUUACUCAACUGCACAAACUUUGACGUUUUAGCUAUAGUUUCCCGAUCAACAUCUCUUAGAACGGGACAUGGGCAAACUUGGGCCCUCCAGGUGUUUUGGACUUCAACUCUCACAAUUCCUAACAGCCGGUAGGCUGUUAGGAAUUGUGAGAGUUGAAGUCCAAAACACCUGGAGGGCCCAAGUUUGCCCAUGCCUGUCCCCUCCAGACAUUCCCUGUAAACCCGGAAGCAAUCGCUACAAAAGCCAAAAAAACACGAGUUUCCCAGGUGCGGGAAUAUCCCGAUUUCGAGACGAAUAUCCAGAUCUCUGCAUGUCUGUAUGUCCCUGCAAUUGGAAACCACAGAAUUUUAAAAUCUGGAUUUGUUCCUGGAUUUUAGAUGUUUGUUCCUGAUUGGUCAGUUCCCCCAAAAAAUAUUUAUUUAUUUGCAGUAUUUAUAUUCUGCCCUUCUUUCUCACCCUGAAAGGGACUCAGGGCGGAUCACAAUGCACAUAUACAUGGCAAACAUUCAAUGCCAUUAGACAGACACAUAUAGACAGACACAGAGGCAAUUUAACAUUUUCCAGCUUCCGGCUUCAUGAGGGUAACAUAUAGACAGACACAGAGGCAAUUUAACAUUUUCCAGCUUCCAGCUUCAUGAGGGUAACAUAGACAGACACAGAGGCAAUUUAACAUUUUCCAGCUUCCGGCUUCAUGAGGGUAACAUAUAGACAGACACAGAGGCAAUUUAACGUUUUCUAGCUUCCAGCUUCAUGAGGGUAUGAUCGAUGAAGCCGGAAGCAGCUUCACCAUCCACUUAUGACACCGAGUCCUUGAUGGAGUACUUCCUCCUAUUCCACACACUGCUGACAGUUUUAUGAUGUCGUAAAUUAGUUAAAUUAGCCUCCCCACAUAAAGCGGUACCUAAAUUUUCUACUUGAAGGAUGCAACUGUCUUUCGAGCUGCUUAAGUCAACAGCGAGCUAGGUUAUUAAUGGUCGGGAGCUCAAUCCAACCCGGUCUUUGAUCUCAGUCAGUAGUGAUUUAUUGCAGAUGGCUACUAACCAGCUGCGCCACAGCCUGGCCCUUCUAAAAAAAAAGGCGACACUUGAGUAGAAGGCAAAAACGUUGCCCUGGGCAGAGGAACUUUGUCCUUCACCUGUUUAAUGAAGUUUGUGGUAGAAAAAUGAAGUUCCUAGGGUGCAACAAGUACUUGUACAUCACGUAUUACACAAUGAAUCAGGAACAGACACUUUCAAACCAGGAACAGAAUGUCAUCAUUACUGUAGUUAGUCAGACCUUGUUGUAUGGCCAUCUGUGCAGACAUGUUUCGUGGUGUACUUGUGCCACAGGAUGAUGUUGCCGGGUUAUACAUGUUCGUUCCUCAUUGGGUGUAUGAUGUAUGUAGUUAAUGGUAGUUAAUGGCUGACAACAUGGGUACAGUUUAGUAAAUAGCAAAAACUUACUACUGGUUGUUGGCACAUGGAUGUGCUGGAGAGGAAUGUAAAUACCCAGAGCCAAGGUCAUGCAGGUGGCUAAUAGAAACAACAUUGUAUAACCCAGGAGCAGCACCACAUUGUUGCAUGCCACAACCAAAUCUGUCUGGACAGAUGGCCAGGCAGCCAGGCUCUGAAAAGUGUCAAUAAUGAGACAGUUCUGUUCCUGGCUUGAAAGUGUGUGUUCCUGUUUUGUUGUGCAGUGCUGACUUGGGCAGAAGUGGUCUUACUCCAUUAGGUUUAUUUCUGUGGCAGAUAUUUCAUGAAACAUCUAUAGUUUUUCUGGCCAGGACAAAGAACUUUUGCAGAGAUCCGCAUAUUCGUAUAUCUGCAUAUCCGUAUAUCCGCAUCCUGGGGCUUUUAAAAAAAUGCUGCCGAGGUUUUCAGUGGAAGUCCCAUGGCGGUUAUUUUCAGAGCCUCUAAAUCUCAGAAUAAGUAUGGACAACGGAGGCAGAAAUCCUAGGUCUGUCUCUACGUGGAUCUCUUCUGAAGUCCUGGGAUUUUUUGCCUCUGUUUAAAAUCCAUGAUUUAGUGCUGUCUGGAAGCGCCCUCAACUAAUUGUAAUAUCGUGGCAGCCACAGAAACAAAGUUUCUGAAGUAUAGCAACUAUAUUCAGAAUAAGGAUGGCACAGUGGAACAGGAAAUACGACUUUCAAACCAGGAACAGAAUCUUGCAAAUGUUACAUAGUGUUGUGGAAGCCGACGGAGCAGAGGGCAAGGGGGGAGAGCAGGCGUGGGUCCAAAGGGCCCCUUUUUGGACUUUCUCCUCUUGCUCCUCUCUCCCCUUGUUCCUCCGAGGCUCAGCAAUGGGAAACGGAGGGUGCAAAGUCUGUUUGCACAGGCAAGCAUUGCACACAGACCCCCAAAUUUAGGCCCCUUUGCAGCCGUCAAGGCUUGCUUGGAUGAAGAGCCACCCAUUUGUGCAAUCCUGUGCAUGAAUCAGGCCCAAAUCCAUUAUAGAAGGGGACCCCAGUGGACUGGAUGGCCUUUGGGGAGCCCUUUCAAUUCUGUUAGAAUAUAAAUUGUCUAGAAGUCUGGUAGAGUCUCUCUCUGGGUUGUUUUUAUAGCCGAGUCUGGAUGGCCAUCUGUCGGGAGGGCUCAGGUGGUGUCUUUACGGCAGAAGGGGGUUGGACUGGAUGACCUUUGGGGAUUCCUUUCAACCCUACUGGAAUACAAACCGCCUGGGUGUCUGGUAGAGUCUCUCUCUGGGGUUUGUUGAGCAAAGGUUAGAUGGACAUCUGUAGGGAGGGCUUUGAUUGUGCUUUUCUUUAUGGCCAAAGGUGUUGGACGGGAUGACCUUUGGGGAUCCCUUUCAACUCUGUUGAAAUAAAAACUGCCAUGGAAUCUGAUGGAGUCUCUUUCUCUAGAGGUUUCUAAGUAGAGGCUGCAUGGCUAUCUGUCGAGAGGGCUCGGUUGGUGUCUUUAUGGCAGAUGGAGGUUGGACUGGAUGACCUUUGGGGAUCCCUUUCAAUUCUGUUGUAAUAUAAACUGCCUGCGAGUCUGGUAGAGUCUCUCUUUGGAUUUUUUUUAAAGCUGAGUCUGGAUGGCCAUCUGUCAGGAGGGUUCGGAUGGUGUCUUUAUGGCAGAUGGGGGUUGGACUGGAUGACCUUUGGGGAUCCCUUUCAAUUCUAUUAGAAUAUAAACUUCCUGGGAAUCUGGUAGAGUCUUUCUCUGAGUUCGUUUUAAAGCCAAGUCUGGAUAGCCAUCUGUCGGGAGGGCUUGGAUGGUGUCUUUAUGGUUGGACUGGAUGACCUUUGGGGAUCCAUUUCAACUCAGUUGAAAUAUAAGUUGCCAUGGAGUCUGGUGGAGUCUCUUUCUCUGGAAGUUUAAAAGUAGAGGCUGUAUGGCCAUCUGUUGAGAGGGAUCAGAUGGUGUCUUUAUGGCAGAAGGGGUCAGACUGGAUGAUCUUUGGGGAUCCCUUUCAACUCUGUUGGAAUAUAAGCUGCUAUGGAGUCUAGUAGAUUUUUUUAAACAGGCUGGAUGUCCGUCUGUCGAGAGGGAUCGGAUGGUGUCUUUAUGGCAGAAGGGGGUCUGGCUGGAUGACCUUUGGGGAUCCCUUUCAACUCUGUUGAAAUAUAAGCUGCUAUGGAGUCUAGUGAAUUCUCUUUCUCUGGAAUUUUUAAACAGGCUGGAUGGCCAUCUGUCGAGAGGGAUCGGACGGUGUCUUUAUGGCAGAAGGGGGUCAGGCUGGAUGACCUUUGGGGAUCCCUUUCAACUCUGUUGAAAUAUAAGCUGCUAUGAAGUCUAGUGGAUUCUCUUUCUCUGGAAUUUUUAAACAGGCUGGAUGGCCAUCUGUCGAGAGGGAUCGGACGGUGUUGUUAUGGCAGAAGGGGGUCAGGCUGGAUGACCUUUGGGGAUCCCUUUCAACUCUGUUGGAAUAUAAGCUGCUAUGGAGUCUAGUGGAUUUUUUAAAACAGGAUGGAUGUCCGUCUGUCGAGAGGGAUCGGAUGGUGUCUUUAUGGCAGAAGGGGUCAGACUGGAUGACCUUUGGGGAUCCCUUUCAACUGUUGAAAUAUAAGCUGCUAUGGAGUCUAGUGGGUUUUUUUAAACAGGCUGGAUGUCCGUCUGUCGAGAGGGAUCGGACGGUGUCUUUAUGGCAGAAGGGGGUCAGGCUGGAUGACCUUUGGGGAAACCUUUCAACUGUUGAAAUAUAAGCUGCUUUGGAGUCUAGUGGGUUUUUUUUAAACAGGCUGGAUGGCCAUCUGUCGAGAGGGAUCAGAUGGUGUCUUUAUGGCCGAAGGGGUCAGACUGGAUGGCCUUUGGGGGUCUGCUGUGGGGAGGCCCCCCUUGUCUUUUGGCUCCUGUCCUUGUGGGGAAGGGGCUUUUGUCCACGCGCUCUUGUCUGUCGACCCGCUUGUGAGACUUCUUUGUGACCUAGACGUAGAAAGGGGUGAGGAUGGGGAGGAGGCCGAUGACCACCGCGACCACGUGUUCCUCUUACAUCUACUGUAAUCCCGGCUCACCACUUGGCUGCUGGCCGGAGUAUAGUGAUGCAGUGCUUCUUCUGUGAAUAUGAUUAUUAUUAUGAUUAUUAUUUUCCCUUAUUUUACAAACACUGUACAGUACAGAAGCCCCGGCGACUCUCUGCGUGGCAGGCAUGCUCCACACGGCCAUGGAAAUCCAGAAAAAAACCCUUUAUUUUCGCUGUAAGCAAUACUCAUCGGUACCAGAAGAAAUAUAUAUUUCAACUUACAGCUUGUUUGGGGGAAGAGAGAAAAAUAGGGUUCGGGGCGGGAAGUGGGGGGGGGGGGGAGAAGAUGAGGAAAAUUUCCAUUUUUGUACAAAUAUAUGUUUCCUGAUUACCUCUUGCUAAUAAAUCUAUUCUAUCUCAGGGUAACGAGGCCUUGGCAAAUGUGUAUCAAUAAUAAAUCAGAUCAAUAAAUAAGUCCAGACAUCUA
Messenger RNA from Anolis carolinensis (green anole), 9293 nucleotides. RefSeq names its product Ras protein specific guanine nucleotide releasing factor 1 (gene rasgrf1). The transcript has 27 exons. Gene Ontology annotation, biological process: positive regulation of GTPase activity; Ras protein signal transduction. Gene Ontology annotation, cellular component: plasma membrane. Bases 307 to 4119 code for a protein of 1270 amino acids. The record is from RefSeq and is a predicted model, not a curated record. Lineage: Eukaryota; Metazoa; Chordata; Lepidosauria; Squamata; Anolidae. Gene Ontology annotation, molecular function: protein binding; guanyl-nucleotide exchange factor activity.